Micromonas commoda is the source of this 1870-nucleotide messenger RNA. RefSeq names its product Drug/Metabolite transporter superfamily. The coding region runs from base 168 to 1322 and encodes 384 amino acids. The transcript has a single exon. NCBI's taxonomy places the organism in Eukaryota, Viridiplantae, Chlorophyta, Mamiellophyceae, Mamiellales, Mamiellaceae. The record is from RefSeq and is a predicted model, not a curated record. Gene Ontology annotation, cellular component: membrane.
GUAUUUCAUCGAAGUUACGAAACUAUUGCAAGACGUGGGUCUAUCUGUUUGGGGACGGACUCGAUCGUGACGCUCCCCCGUAUGUCCAUACAAAUACAGGUUUUAGUGCUGUAUAAGCAGGGGUCCUGCUCUCGCCCAAGCGGCCGAGUAUAUCAUCUCAAAGUAUCAUGUACGCGAACGGUUUCGUGAACAACUUCGGCCUAGUUCCGGUUCGUCGUGUGGAACUGAAGCGUCGCGGGUCUGGUCGUCGCCUGGGUCAUAUUUUAGCGUCGAAGUUGACGCGACCCACUUCGACGGGCAGUCCGGCAUAUGCGUAUUUCCACACUGUAAAACCGCCAAGUUUUAAAGCUCUUCACGGCGUUCUCAGGACAAAAGGUGUACUUAUUCGACGUCGCCGCGUGAUAAAUGCAGCCGGGGAAACUGAAGCUCCAAUGAUCAACACCACCGGAGAGCGGAAAAGGACUUCUACCUUUAUCGUCGGUUUGCUCUGGUUCUUUGCCCAUCAACUUAUAGGAAUUGCUAACGAUGUGAUCAUGAAGCACACUGGUAGUACGCUAGCUGUUGUGCAAGUAGUCUUUUUAAGGUUUGCUUUUGCAACUGUAACUAUGCUACCCGUGAUGUUUGCUUCUGGUUCAGAUUCAUUCAAAACAGAGCGCUUGCACCUGCACAUUGCAAGAAGCAUUUUGCUCGCUGCUGCUAUCGCUCUGUACUGCAAAGGACUAUCAACAGCACCUAUAGCCGUCGUUACUACCCUUAAUUUCACCAUUCCCAUGUUCACUCUUCUAUUGGCUCGCCUUUUUCUUGACGAGAAGGUUGACAAGACGAGGUGGCUUGGUACUUUGACUGGUUUUGUGGGUGUAACUGUGGUAGUGCAACCGGGAGGCGCUUCCUUCAAUCCGAUGUGGCUCGUUGUUCUGCUCUCUGCCGCUCUGUUUGCCGCCCUUGAUGUUCUCAACAAGAUCUUUGUCGGCAAGGAGUCAUUCUGGGCUAUGAUAUUUUACACGGCUUUUUUCACAACACUUAUAUCUGCGUAUCCUGCAUACCUAUCAUGGGUGCCGCCGUCUACUGCGCAACUGGUUUUGAUGGCUUUCUUAGGAGGGGGUGCGAAUCUGCUUUUGUAUUGCCUUCUGAAAUCCUUCAGUUUGGUGGACGCCUCUGCCUUGGCUCCUUUCCGAUAUAUUGAACUAUUGUGGUCUGCUGUGAUCGGAGCCUUGCUUUUUGCAGAAGUACCUGCGACUUCUACAUUAGUAGGCGCCGCAGUCAUUAUUCCAUCGACGCUAUAUAUCGUCUGGGCCGAAAACAAAAAAUCCAAGGGAGAUUAACGGAUGCUGUGGAGGUUCCCCAAUAAGGCGUCGAUAUCAUAUCCAUAUUAUGUCUCAUGAAUGCUUGUCAUUCCAUGCCUAUUACCUUCAAAAGCAACACCAACAAUCAAACGGACACUUCCCUCCUUUUCUGUCGUCGGGAGGCACUUGACCGCAAGCAAUAUCGCUGAAACCUUCGUAAGAUUUGUACACUGGGAGCCCGUCUUCGAAACGCCUCGGUUUAUCCACGGGAACCAGUUCAUCGGCAUCCUUCCGACGUUUCCUUGUGUGACCCCUAGCGCCGAUAGUUUUCUUUUGCACCCGCUGUGGCCUGUCAGAAAACGCGGCGGCGUGUUGUAUUGGGCCCGCGUCUGCAGUUUUCUUUAUCUCUUUGCUUCUCUUGAACAGUGAUUCAAUAUCGAAGCUAUCCUUUUCGUUUCUCGAAUCAGCGGGAACCAAACCGACAUACGACCCGACAGCUUUAGCAUGAAUGACUGGUGCCUCCAAAUGGCGACGCCCGCCUUGACUAGCUAGUGCACAACUUGAUUUUCCUAACCCUGGCAUGUCCG